UGGCAGAAUGAGAGUUUCCACCCUCACAGAGUAAGUGUUUUUUUUCAGCUGUAGAGGAAUUGCGAGGCUCAUCACAGCUGAGAAACAUCAAGAUUGAUCAUGACUUCAGUGCUGGGGUUUGCCUUGCUGGGUUUGGCUCUGAUAGCAGGGCCUUGUGUGGCCUUUAUCCCCAUCGGAGGUGGAUCGUCCACUCAUGUCAGUAUCACAGGAAUGGCCCUGCUGGGGAAAGUGAAGGAGGUGUGUCAGGCAGUGGCUGAUGAAGGCGGUUAUGAGUUCAAACCCACGGGUUCUUCUCCCGAGGAACUGGUCCAGGGCUGCCUCGGACCCACAGCAACAGGAAUCGUCUCAGGCGCCAAAUUUCACACCGCUCUUCAAGAAAUCUACACACAGAAUGGACUGGUAGACCGAGACUUUUCCAACAGUGCUCCGCACCAUUUCAACUCAGAGACUUUCAAUGAGGGCCGUGGCCUAAUCCUGGAGGGCAUGGGAGCCAUUAAGGCUAACAUUCGCUCGGAGAGCUACAAGGCUGCCAGAGAAGCACUGGGCAGAGUCCUUCAUACACUCCAGGACUUCUAUAGCCACAGUAACUGGGUGGAGCUGCAAAACACAGAACCAUAUAUCAACCUCCUACGCCCAGAUCUGCCACUGGACAACCUGGCAGAUGUGAACACUCCCACCUGCAGUGACUGUGAAAGUGGAUCUUGUCCCAAUCCCAUCCUUCCCAACAUCCUGCGUGAAAAGAAGCUUACAUCAGGCUACAUGGGAGUCUACUUUUCUUCCAAACCUAAAGGUAAAUGUAGCCAUGGAGGUAAAGGUGACCUGACAAGCACUAUUGUUCCUCGUGGUGGCAUCAGCAAAGACGAGCGUCGCUUUGACAACAUAGCUGCCCACAAUGCUGCUGUGAAUUUAGCCACAAGUGCAAGUACCCAGCUCCUGGAGGACAUCGUCUUGGCUGUCGGGAACAAGGAAUUUCUGAAAAUGAUGGGGAUUGCCCGCUCAUCUGUGGUGUGCUUUGUCAUUGACACCACUGGCAGUAUGUCUGAUGACAUCGCUGAAGCAAGGAAAGUUGUUUAUGAAAUCAUUGACAGCAAAAAAGGAACACAGGACGAGCCCUCUGAGUACAUCCUGGUGCCCUUCAAUGACCCGGACUUUGGACCCAUGUUCAGAACAGAAGACCCUGAUAAGAUGAAGAAAGCCAUCUCAGAUCUCAAACCUCGAGGGGGAGGUGACAUCCCUGAGAUGUGUCUGUCAGCACUUCAGUUGGCUCUCACUGGUGCCCCAUCGUCUUCCCACAUCUAUGUUUUCACUGAUGCUGCAGCAAAAGACAUUGAACUCAAGGACACCAUUGCUGCUCUCAUCAGAACCAGCAAGUCUACGGUGUCAUUCUUCAUGACUAGCAGAAGUAAGAAGCGCCGUCGCAGGGCCACAAGUAGUGCCUUUGAUGCCUACAAGGAACUGGCUCUGGCCUCUGGAGGCCAGGCCAUUGAGGUGUCCAAGAAACAGCUGCCUCAGGCCACAGGUGUUAUCCGUGAUACCUCAACCUCAGCUCUGGUAACAGUUCUUCAGCGAUCAGUGAACCCCGGGAAGCAGGAGACCUUUACCUUCACGUUAGACGAAUCUCUUCAAAACAUCACGCUCUACAUCACAGGACAAGUCACUUUCACAAUGACUGACCCUGCAGGUGUGACCCAGAGCAACACUGAGGCCACUGGUAAACUGGGGACUGUUCAGACGGUGGGGAACCUGGCCAGAAUUCAACUGAAUGAUGACAAGAAGAAAGGAAAAUGGAAGAUCAACGUCAACUCCAAACAGCCUUAUACAGUAAAAGUAACAGGCCAGAGUAUUAUCACGUUUAUCUAUAAUUUUGUGGAAAGCUUCGAGGGACCUCACCCAGGUUAUGCUGUACUCAGUGGACGUCCACUAGCAGGUCAACCAACCAAACUGAUUCUCUCAGCAAUUGGAAAGAAAGGUCCGUCCUCGAUGAGUGUGGGAGACAUUGGCCUGGUAACUGUAUCUGGUCCUGAGAGUUUAAGCAAUGGCACAGUAACUGACUUGGGCAAUGGAGACAUCUUGGUCACUGUUGACUCAGUCCCUGACGGGGAGUUUUUGGUCAUCAUGAAAGGAACAGACAAAGAGACAAACAGUGAAUUCCAGAGGCAGUCUACCACCAUGAUGUCCGUCUCCAAAGUGAACAUCCAGGCUGUAGUAGCAACUAGUGUCGAGCCAGGAGAGACAUUAGAACUCCCCUUUGGUGUAACUACCCAAGGCCCUGGUGGUACUUAUUCUAUCAAGGCCAGAAAUGACAGAGAUUUCCCCAUGGUUUACCCAGCAAGCCUCACAUUGACAACUGGAAAAUAUGCAAAUGACACGUUGACCAUCACACCGCCAGCCACCACACCAUCAGGCACUUAUGUCACCCUGACCAUGGAAGCCAGAUCAAAGGAUGGCACAGACUCCAAUUAUGCUGUUCUGAGACUGUCUGUUAUUACCAAGAUCACAGAUUUUGUUCAGCCUGUGUGUAAAGUGCUCAGCGUGCAGAGUAAUGACUGCCCUCGAGAUGUGUCUCAGUGUAGACCUCACCAGUGGGAAAUGUCGGCCAACGUUACUGAUGGAAACGGCACCGGGAUCGAGACCAUCUUCCUGAGAAAGGGAAAUGGAACCCUCUCGUUCAGCUCUCUGAGUGCUCCCUUCGUCGUGGUGAAAUACAACGCCUCGUGCUGCUCACAGAUCGUUGAGUUCAUAGCUGUGGAUGAAGCUGGUAAUGUGGGAAAGUGCUAUCAAUCUAUAGUUCACUCAGGCAGCCCUCGUAUUUUAACUUUGUCACUGCUGCUGUGGUUGUGUCUGCUGGUGUCGGCCUUUGUUGUCGAGCCUUGAAGGGCGUAGGUUACUCAAUUUCUACUGAUUGUAUGCCACAUCAGGUAUUAGAUACAUGGUUUACAACUCUAAAUCAGCCUCUGCUACAGAGAUUUACUUCAAGUUUCUUCUGGUGAUGGUCAUGUUAACUUUGAUAUCAUUCUUAAAUAAAAUGUGAGCACUGAUGCGUAAUCUUUAGGUAUGUGUACUGAAGAUGUAUAUAUAAAUUUUACAAUAAAACAUUUAUUUGCCCGUCUGAAAUUAUUCUAUCUGAAGUUAGUCUAUAAUGCAUUCCAGCAACAGAUAUGAUGUUUGGGACAAAUCCUAAGUUGCAUGGACACUUUGUUUACAGCAGCAGCAGAGAAUCAUUUUAAAUGUUAAAUGUGUGGUAUUAAAAAGCAGUAACAUUCUUUGACCUUUCAGAUGAGGCAGGGAAUAGGCACCUAUAAUCUGAUGUAUACAGUUCGGGCUCCCCGAUUUUAUGUAAUAAAAAUCGCUCCUAUGGGCUAUUUUGUGUA
This is a messenger RNA of Solea senegalensis (Senegalese sole), 3371 nucleotides long. RefSeq names its product von Willebrand factor A domain-containing protein 7-like. The transcript has 18 exons. The record is from RefSeq and is a predicted model, not a curated record. NCBI's taxonomy places the organism in Eukaryota, Metazoa, Chordata, Actinopteri, Pleuronectiformes, Soleidae. The coding region runs from base 100 to 2874 and encodes 924 amino acids.